Messenger RNA from Apis mellifera (honey bee), 2805 nucleotides. RefSeq names its product transmembrane protein 231. The transcript has 8 exons. The record is from RefSeq and is a predicted model, not a curated record. Lineage: Eukaryota; Metazoa; Arthropoda; Insecta; Hymenoptera; Apidae. Gene Ontology annotation, cellular component: ciliary membrane; ciliary transition zone. Gene Ontology annotation, biological process: cilium assembly; regulation of protein localization.
UUCUUAAUCGUUGUCAGGACAACGCAUCAUAAUGGCUGCCAUUGAAAUAUUUUCAAGUUCUAUUGAUUAUAAAUAUAAAAGUAAAAUAUGUUCUUUAAGUUUUCUCAUUGUAUUAUUACUCAUAAUUUUAUCAUUAAUCACACCAUUUUUUAUUAUUUAUAAUACAGGAGGUUUCUUGUUGAAGAAUCGUGUACUCAUGGAAAAACCUGAUGUGUUUUUUAAUUAUAAAUAUUUAUUAUUAGCAAAUAGAGAUUUUAACACAAAUCCUAUAGUCUGUUCAAGUUUUAAAAUGUAUAAGGAUAAUGAAAUUGAAGAUAAUUGUACAUUAAUAAAGGUUCGGGAAAUAGAUACAAAUAUUGAUGGUAAAAACGAUAUUUUAAAAUUUGAAGCUCAUUUUUAUACAAAUAAACCUAUAAAGUCUCUUAAACUUUUACUUUUCUUUAAUUUUCAAUUAAAGCAAUUAUUUGAUGCAACAAUAGAAUCUAUUGCAUUUUUUACUCAUGUAUUAAAUGAAGAAGUUCAAAAAAUACAGUUUUAUGGAGAUUUGGUAUUGCAACAAAAAGGUCUUCUUACUAGUGAAGGUUUAUAUGAAGUAUAUAAUCAUAGUUUGGAAAUUGCUGAUUAUUCUUUGAAUGAAAUACUUAUGCAAAAUUUUAACAAAAAAUCUAAAAUAAAUAAUAAAUAUAUAAGUGAACAAAUAGGUAAUGUAAAUGAAAAUAUAAUAGUUAUUCAAGGAGAAUUAUUUUAUAGAGAACAUUUAAUUUAUUAUCAGCCUAAUAUUCUGGAAGAAUUAAAAUGGAUAUGGGUGCAGUAUUUUUCUAGUUUUCUUGUUUUUGUUUAUAUAGCAAGACAUAUUUUAAUUUUUUUAUUUUCAAAUCGAUAUUUGAAUUGUUAUAUAAUAGUACCAUGGAAAAAAUAAAUAAUAUACAUAUGUGUCAAUACUGGAAAAAUCAUGUCCACAAGAUCGAAAGAGAAAGUGGUGGCUGCUUUCCGAAAAUUUUUUCGAUCUUCAGAGAAGAUUUCGGAACAAGAUGGAGCAAGUAGUUCGACGAGUUCACCAUCGAGAAGGCUUCUAAGUCGGCAUCGUCCGGAUGCAGUCACUCCAACUGAUGGUGCAUUGUCGGAUAAUCCGGGUGUUAGCAAUUCCAAUCAUGGGAGUUGUUUCUUCAAAUCGAAAAAAACCACUAAUAAUUCUACGCAGGUCAUGGCGAUGCCGGAUAAAAGAGUUCGUCUACGUCGUUUAAUGAAGGAACUUAGCGAGAUUCAAAGAAUGCAGCAUCGACUCGAAUCGACUUUUACUGCAGAAUUGGUAAAUGACAAUUUAUUCGAAUGGCAUGUGAGACUACACAAGAUUGAUCCGGAAAGUGAACUGGCUGCAGAUAUGAGAGAGCUCAAUAUACCUUAUAUACUUCUCCACGUGGUAUUUCCGGAGAAUUUUCCAUUCGCGCCACCUUUUAUGCGUGUUAUUUCGCCAAGAAUUGAAAAAGGAUUCGUGAUGGAAGGAGGUGCAAUUUGUAUGGAACUUCUUACACCUAGAGGCUGGGCUAGUGCAUAUACUAUUGAAGCUGUAAUUACGCAAUUUGCAGCUAGUAUUGUUAAAGGCCAGGGUCGUGUAGCGAGAAAACCAAAAACGAACAAAGAAUUUAACAGACGUUCCGCAGAAGAAUCUUUCAGAAGUUUAGUAAAAACGCACGAGAAAUAUGGUUGGGUCACACCGCCGCUUGCAGAAGGUUGAUCCAUCAGAUUUGAAAAACAAAAGACUUCGUUGUAUUUAAAAAAAGUAUACAUAUAUAGGUUAUAAAUGUGACUUUCGAGUCGGUAUCAUUAUAUUCUUUUUCCGUUCGGUAAUAAUAUAAUUAUACUAUAAUAGCAUUAAAUAAUGCCUUUAUAAAUGCAAUAUUUGGGAAAGGAAUAAUGGACGAUAGUAAAAUAUUUAAGAAAUUUUUAGAAUUUUUGACUUGGUUAAAACGAUGAAGUUCACUUAUAAAAAACGUUAAUCAAUCUUAUUUUUCAAGUUUAUAAUGAGUAAAAUUUAUUGUAAAUCUAUCGUGACAUUUGUAUAAACAAAAAUCAUAUUAUAAAGAUACAUAUUUUAUAAUUCUCAUAUAGUUAUUCAAAAGUAUUUCGAUACUUUUAUGAACAAAUUACGAAAAAAUGUCUUUCAUCUAUAAAUUUGAUUUUAUUUUAUUAAAAUAUAAGAGUAAGAAUUAAUGCUAUAAACAAAUUGAGCUUAUAUUACGAUAAUCGAGGAAUUUACGUUGCCAAAUUAUACGAAUUACAAUAAACAUAACAAUAAAAUUAAAGUAAUUUUAAUAAACGUAAAUGAUACAAAAUUUAAUAAAAUAAUGUAUAUUUAUAAUAAUUGUAUUUAUAAAACGGAGGAAGGAAAAUGUAGUCUUUCAAUUCAGUAUUUCUUUAUUUGAACUUCCAUCAAUUGGGUAUUAUGAUGCCACAAAUACAUGCAUAAAUUUUUAUAUUGCGACGAUAUAAUAUUUAAUUAAUAUUUAAUGGUUAAUAUUAAAAAAAAAUGUAGAUUUAAGUUUUGUUUUUACUAUACAGUCAAUUUAGGAUAGAACAAUGUAAUAUAAUUUCUAAUAUACUGAAAUUAAAAUUAUUCCAUCAUAUACAGACACAUAUAAGUAAAAUUCUAUACUAAUUAAAUCAAUGCAUUGAUUGUAUAUUGAUAUUGUUCUAUUUACUUGAUAUGUUGUAUUAUUAUUUAAUUUAAAAUAUUAUUAAUUAAUAAUAUUAUUUAUUUAGUAUUAGUAAGUAAAAAUUAAAUAAAUAAAAAAUUUAUUAUAUUAA